GGAACACAUCAGCACCGUGCUGCGUUUCUCUGCCCCUCAUAGCGGAUCCAGGGUCAGCUUAUUCAACAGAGUGCGAACCCCAACAAUUAACGACAUGUGAAGUAAUAAAACCGAUGCUUGGCUAACGCGAUCGGUGAGAGACAUGCGUUGUGGGCGUCAUCCAGAUACUGAUGCCGUGCUGAGUAUACAGCUAGCCGACAAUGUUGGGAAGCCAUGGGAUUCAGCCUGUUACGGUUGUCUUCAACAACUAUAAAAACAGUUUCCUUCACCUUUCCUCAAACCUAAUCUCUCAGCUCUCUCUUCAUGAGAAUCAGGUUCUGGAGCUGUCAUGGGGCGUGUGUGCCCCCGUGUACCUCAGCUGGACAAGAUGUCGGCAAACCACACAUCAAGAGCAAAAUACGGUCGAAGUGAACAGGCAACUGGGGGACAAGCUGGGCAUCAAAGAUGGAGAGCAGGGCUUUCUGAGACCAUGUCACCAGGUCCUGUCUGUCCAGCAGGUGUUUGUGGAGCCAUUGUCAUCAGAUGACUGGGAGAUACUGGAGCUUCACAGCUCCGCCCUGGAGCAGCAGCUCCUGGAUCAGAUCCGGGUCGUGUUCCCUGCCGGAGUGUUUCCCGUGUGGGUGGAUCAGCGCACUGUCAUUUAUGUCAAAAUAGCCUCCCUUUCACCGGCCGUCCCUUAUGGUCGACUGGAGCAGUUCACUGAGCUUGUGGUCUCCCCCAAAGUACGGCAAGGUGAAGGGAACCCCGUCAGUGCUGGGUCUGCGUCUCCCGCAGAUGUGAACCAGAGUCCACAUCUGCAAAGGCAGCAGAACUUUGAAAUCCCACCCUCCAGGUCGUCCCUGGGGAGCGACACCUUGGAGUCCCCGAUGAACCAGUCGGGGCUGCCAGGCACAUGGGGUGGAGUCACCGAUCUUAAAAGCCUGCUCAGGUACAUGUUCCCUGGGAGUUUCAAUCCCAGGCCAGAGGUCCCGUCUGUUCCCUCUAUACCCAGAAUCCUUGGGGACUCCAUCCUCAGGGUGUGUGGGGCUCCUCCCCCCCUCACUGGUCUGCGGGGUGCCACCCACGGGGCCGUGCACGUCCUGCCCUGGAGCCGCAGCGAGGGGGAGGGGGACGCGGGCGGGGCCGCGGUGACGUACGGACAACUCUCCCGGUUGUGCUCGGCCAGGGAGCUGAGAGAGAGAGCCAAGCGGGCCUCGGAGAAGAAGAAAGCCGGGGGGGGCACACCCGCUGACAAUGCAGGGCCCAUCUCCGACGCGGACAGGGAGGAGCCGGCAGUCGUGGUCCGGGUGGUCUGUCACUGUGUGGAGGAGGUCCUGGAGGCCCAGAACGGCGGCCGAAGGGGACAGCUCUACAGCGGGAGGGUCUGGAUUCCAGAAGUCAUGAGGGGGUGGCUAAAUAUUGAUUUACGCUCUGCUGUGAGAAUCCAGCCGUUAAAAUCGACCCCUAAAUUGGCUUCUGUGGUCCAGCUGCAACCAUUGCAACCCCUAUCCCAGAGUGAGAAGGAGCUGGACCUUCAGUCUUCCUUCUUUGACUGGCUGCAUUCCCAAAGUAAUGAAGCCCUGCACAGGCUAACGGGGCGUUCCAGCUUCAUCCUUUUGCCAGUCUGUGAAGAAAAUCUGGAGUUUGCCUUGACUGUGCUGAAGCCAGAGUCUGAGAACACAAAGUCUGAUGAUGUGUUCCUGUUGACCACAAGUUUAAUACAGAAAACAGACAUACAGAUUGUCUGGGAGCCAUUGACUGUUCCCAUGAAAGCUGAUGACGACAAUGGUUAUCUCAGUUUUCCUUCACUCGAUUGUCUGGGAGGAGUGGAGGACAUCAGCAGAACGGCCUUUGAGCACAUCUCCUACUGCCUGAUGGGAGGGCCCCUGUCCCAGGAGCUGGCAGGCAUGACCCCUGGGCUCAGGAACGGAGCUCUGCUCAUCACAGGGCCCAAGGGCAGUGGGAAGACGGCUCUCUCCAAAGCCCUGUGCAGAAGAGCCGUGCAUGACUUGGAUGUUCACGUGGAGGUAAUCGAGUGCAAGAAAUUGAGAGGGAAGAGGGUAGAGACGAUACGACACAGGCUGGAGGAGGUUUUUGAACAGGCGGUGUGGAGACAGCCCUCAGUGGUCUUUUUGGAUGACCUGGAUCACAUGACUGGAGCGGCUGUCUCCCCGGAGCACGAACAUGGCCCGGAAGCACUCCACUGCCUGCAGUUAGCCCAGAGUCUGAGAGACCUGGUGGAUGACCUUGUGGUGCAGGGUAGUCUGGUCGCCCUGGUGGUCACCAGCCAGAGCGAGCACUCCUUGCACCCAUCCCUGAGGGAGGUGCAGGGCUCCCAUUUCUUCCAGUGCUUCGUCCGCAUCCAGGCCCCAGACCAGGUGCAGAGAGGGGAGAUCCUGAAGGCUGUGAUUCGGAGCAAGCGAGUCAUCUCCGCGGACACCCUGGAUGGACUGCAGCUGGAGAACCUGGCCCGGGAGACAGAGGGGUACCUGCCCAGAGACUUCACUGUGCUGGUGGAGAGGGCCAUCCACGCCAAUGCCCUGCACAACAGGGGCAGUGCCCCACCAGAAGUGUGUUUGUCCACAUGUGACUUCCAAAAUGCCCUGAAGGGCUUUACUCCGCCCUCCCUGUGGCAUGCCCAGCUUCACACGCCCAGCGGGGCGGGUCUGGAGAAGGUGGGCGGGCUUCAUGAGGCCCGACAGGUGCUGAUGGACACCAUCCUGCUGCCUGCCAAGUACCCCGCCCUGUUCGCCAAACUACCCAUCCGUCACCGCUCGGGGGUGUUGCUGUACGGGGCCCCCGGGACAGGGAAGACCCUGCUGGCUGGAGCCGUGGCGCGCGAGAGCGGCAUGAACUUCAUCAGCAUCAAGGGUCCGGAGCUCCUGAGCAAGUAUAUUGGGGCGAGUGAGCAGGCCGUCCGAGACGUCUUUCAGAGGGCGCAGUCGGCCAGGCCCUGCAUCCUGUUUUUCGAUGAGUUCGACUCGCUCGCCCCACGCCGGGGCCAUGACAGCACCGGCGUCACGGACAGGGUGGUCAACCAGCUCCUCACCCAGCUGGAUGGGGUGGAGGGUCUGCAGGGUGUGUAUGUACUGGCAGCCACCAGCCGUCCUGACCUCAUCGACCCCGCCCUGCUGAGACCCGGUAGACUGGACGUGUCCCUGUACUGUCCUCCGCCUGACCAGGAGGCGCGUCUGGAGAUCCUCAAGGCCCUGACGCACUCGGUCUCGCUGGCUGGGGAUGUGGACUUGGAGCAGAUCGCCAGCGCCACGGACUCCUUCACCGGGGCAGACCUGAAGGCCCUGCUUUAUAACGCCCAGCUGGAGGCCAUUCACAGCAGCCUAGGGGCAGGCCUGCUGCAUGACCUGGGCUCCGGCUCGGACAGCGAUGUCAGCCUCUCGUCCAUGAUCUUCCUGAACCACAGCAGUGGGUCAGACGACUCAGCCGGCGAGGGCGAGGGUGGGCCGGACCACAGCACCGUCCUGCUGGACCCGGGAGAGCUGCCCCCAGAAGACCCACGCCCCAACAUCUGGCGUCUGUAUUUCGGGAGCUCCUAUGAGUCUGAGCUGGGGAACGCCUCCCCCUCAGAGCUGAACUCCCAGUGCCUCUCAGGCCCCAACUCCAUGACCCAUGACCUGACAGGGGCGUCUCUGCGUGACCCGGGCUGCUCCCACACGCCCGUCUUCAUGGCCUCCCUGCAGGAGGGCUUCCAGGAGCUAAGCCACGAGCAGCUGGAGCGCCUGCGCACCGACAUCGCCAACAUCAAGAGCAACUACCGCAACCGCGGCACGGAGGACUCUCUCUUGAUGCAGGCAGGGCCCAGUAAGCCAGCCCUCCUAAUCUGCCACGCCCACCUGAUCUCAUCGCUGGCCAGCACCAGAGCCUCCAUCAGCAGGCAGGACUGGAAGAAGUACACAGAGCUAUACGAGUCUUUUGGAUAUGCGGGAAAUGGAAAGUCUCACAGCACAGCUACUUUUAAACCUGGCCAACGUGUAACAUUAGCAUAGUGUACACACAUAUAGGCCUAUGCCUAUGUCACACUAGACAGCCACAAUGUUUAGCUUUGGUUUCCCUUGGAAGUGGGAUGCCUGGAUAUGAUGGCUAUCGCCUUAACCACUCUUGUGUGUUGUGCUGUAAUUAAAACCAACAACACUGAUUAACAAAUGGCAUGUCGGGUUCAUUAUUCUCUCCUCAUAGGUAAGCAAAUAUCCUUCACAAAAUAGCAGUUCAUCUCCUUCAUGAUGAUGUAAAAAUUUAAUCUGGGCCAUUUACUGUAUAUGUAAAUGUUGACAUUUGGAAGUGAUGUAAA
This is a messenger RNA of Megalops cyprinoides (Indo-Pacific tarpon), 4285 nucleotides long. It is a transcript of the gene pex1, whose product is annotated as peroxisomal biogenesis factor 1. Gene Ontology annotation, biological process: protein import into peroxisome matrix. The record is from RefSeq and is a predicted model, not a curated record. Bases 201 to 3983 code for a protein of 1260 amino acids. The transcript has 24 exons. Lineage: Eukaryota; Metazoa; Chordata; Actinopteri; Elopiformes; Megalopidae. Gene Ontology annotation, cellular component: peroxisome; peroxisomal membrane; cytosol. Gene Ontology annotation, molecular function: ATP binding; ATP hydrolysis activity.